Spinacia oleracea (spinach) is the source of this 1311-nucleotide messenger RNA. RefSeq lists its product as uncharacterized. Lineage: Eukaryota; Viridiplantae; Streptophyta; Magnoliopsida; Caryophyllales; Amaranthaceae. Bases 118 to 510 code for a protein of 130 amino acids. The transcript has 2 exons. The record is from RefSeq and is a predicted model, not a curated record.
UAAUAAUAACGAUUUUUUUAUUUUUUUUAAUACUCCUUAGCAAGACUUUCUCUCUCCUUGAAACCUUUCAAAGCGUAGGUUAGCGUUGUUUGCUAACUUGCUCGUCUGCCAUUAAUCAUGGCCAAACGACGAAGACCGAGAAAUGCUCCUAUUCAGCAAUCGACGCAAAAGAUAACUCCGGUUACUUCUAUUGCUCAACGGAGCAAUUUGGGGAAGAAUGGGUCUUCAAGUGCAAGUGCAGCUGCUAGCAUUGGUUUGAUUGGAAGCUUGGCGGAACCCCAAAUUCUGGUGGAGGGAGGGUCUGAUACGCAUAUGGUUUUUGCGACAUCUGGUCGUCCGGUGGUGAAUCGACGGUUGGUAUUGGAUGACACCCUAGGCCAAGCAACACCUAAAAUUUUGGGGAACAAUCGAUCUGCUUUGAAAGUGUUGGUUGCAGGGCCUGGUGGGAUGAUUAUCGACAAAAGGCUGAGUAUGACUGGAUCCCGAGCUUUUGCAAGAAAUGUCAAAUAGUUGGGCAUGAUUGUUUGAAAAUGCAGGAAGGGGAGAAGAAGCUACCUAAAGUGCGGAUCAGUGGGUGUUGCUGAAGUUGUAGUUGAUAAACAAUCAAUCAUUGAGCCUGUUUGGUUUGUUCCCACAAGAUCUGUUGGUAAAAUGAUUAUGGGCAGCACCAUUAUUCUUGUGUCUACUAACAACAAGUAUGAUCAAUUAAUUUACGAUGAACCAGUGAUUGUACUGGUGGAGGAGCAGUGUAGUAAAGAUGAUGGAAUGGUCAAGGUCCAUAUCCCAUUGGUCUCCUCAUGAAGCUUAUAAUGUUAAAUUUUAGGGGGUGCAAUAAACCCUUUAAGCAAAAGGAGAUUAAAAUCGUUUUGCAAAAUAGUAAGGUUGAUUUGUGUGUUCUUCUUGAAACUAGAGUUCAAAUAGGAAAGUUCACUAAGAUCUUUUCAAUAGUGUUUAGGGGUUGGAAAUGUGAAAAUAAUUAUGAUUUUCUACUAAUGGUAGGAUUUGUCUCUGUUGUAACUUUCAUAAGGUGAAUGUGGAUGUUUGUGCAGGCCCAAGCCAUUAACUAUGUGGUGAGGGAUUUGAUGGUUGGAACGGUUUUUGAUCUGGUGGCGGUCUACGAUUUUAAUAAUAUAGAUUUGAGAAGAGAUGUUUGGAGUUUCAUAGGUAGUGUUUAUGUACAAGUGACUACUUCUCUUCAGCUCGGAGGGGGGGGGAUUUUAAUUCUGCCCUUUGUGUAGAGGAUAGAAUCAAUGGCAAUCCUGUUUCAGAGAAUGACAUAAGGGACUUUACGCAGUGUUUGCAGGAUAAUAA